AUGGAGCCUGGUGAGGAGAUUAAUUUGAAUAUAGAAAGUGGUGGUGGGAAUAAUGGGAAGAGUAGUGAUGGGUUCAUUGAUAGAAGUAAGGUACGGAUUUUGUUGUGCGAUAACGAUUCCAAGAGUUCUCAAGAGGUUUUCACGCUUCUUUUGAGGUGUUCUUAUCAGGAGGGGCAACAUAUAGAUAUCAUACUGGCUGAACUGGACCUUCCAACAAAGAAGGGCAUGAAGAUGUUGAAGUACAUAGCACGGGAUAAAGAGUUCCGCAGAAUUCCUGUUAUAAUGAUGUCCGCACAAGAUGAGGUAUCCGUUGUUGUUAAGUGCUUGAGACUUGGAGCAGCUGACUAUCUAGUAAAGCCUUUACGCACUAAUGAACUAUUAAAUUUGUGGACUCACAUGUGGAGACGGAGGCGCAUGCUUGGACUUGUGGAGAAGAACAUCUUGAAUUAUGACUUUGAUCUGGUAGCAUCAGACCCUAGUGAUGCCAAUACAAACAGUACCACCUUGUUCUCUGAUGACACAGAUGAGAAGUCCAAGAGAAGCACCAAUCCAGAGGUGGGAUUAUCAGUCCAAGAAGAACAAGAGUUAGUUCAUAAUGUGUUAAGUGGGGUAGAGUUUGAUCCAUUCCAUUUUGUAUAUGCAAAUAAGUACAAAUUACCUCCCCUGACUUUUGAUGACUUCCUCCUCUAUCUCUUGGCUCGGUUUCGAUGGUCGAAAUUACUUGCAAUAGAUCUAAUAGAUCAAAGGAUUCUUAAGAGGAUGUCGAGAUUAGACCACUAUGAGGGUGGAGGACUAGGAGCCGAAUGUUAUUCAUUGACAUUUAGUGUGUGUCUCCUCCACAUAGAUCCAAAGUCGACUAUUGCAAAUGUUGCUGCUGUUGAGGAACCUCUUGAUGCUCGUGCAUCAGAACAUGGGCCUGAUGUCAAUGGAUUUAAUGAUAACCGAACAGCACAUUUUUCAUCUGGUCCGAAGAAGAGUGAACUAAGGAUAGGGGAGUCAUCAGCCUUUUUCACGUAUGUUAAAGCAUCUAUACUGAAGAGCAACUUUGAAGGGGUUGUUAAUGUAGACAAUAAUGGUGCUGCACAUGUGAGAAUGGAAGUUAUGCAUCAAGCAUGUGCUCAACAAGGGGUUAACGACUUUCAAACACGUGAAAAUGGAGAGACAUGUGAAAGUCAAUCGCAAGAUGACUUGCCCAGUAGCAGCAGUGUACCUGAUUCUCUCUCUAUUGAAAGGUCUUGUACUCCACCUGCAUCAAUGGAAGUUUCACCUCAGAAGCACAAAGAAGAAAAUUUCCAUCAGGGUGUGAUGCAUCCAAGAAAUGGAACUCAUUGUUCUGAGCAUGAAGUAUCUGGCAUGGCUUCCCAACAUGCUUAUCCAUAUUAUAUUUCAGGAGUUGUUAAUCAUGUUAUGAUGCCUUCAUCAGCACAAAUGUAUCACCAAAAGAAUAUGCAGGACCUACAGAAUCAUCCUAGUACAGCUAUGAUUGCACAAUACAGUCAUCUUCCCCAAGGUGGUCCUCAUGGAACGGGGAUGACAUCUUUCCCAUACUACCCAAUGAGUAUAUGCUUACAGCCUGGUCAGGUUCCUCAACCCCAUUCAUGGCCAUCAUUUGGAAGCUCAAGUUCAUCAGAACCAAAAUUAAGUAAAGUUGACAGGAGAGAAGCAGCACUGAUGAAGUUCAGACAGAAAAGGAAAGAGCGCUGCUUUGAUAAGAAAAUUAGGUAUGUUAACCGGAAACGACUUGCUGAAAGGCGGCCUCGAGUGAGAGGUCAGUUUGUCAGGAAACUAAACAGUGCCAAUGUGGAUCUCAAUGGACAGCCUGCAUCAAUUGAAUAUGAUGAAGACGAAGAAGAGGAUGAAGAUGACCAGGGUAGAAGAGAUUCUUCUCCUGAGGAUUCUUGA
This is a messenger RNA of Sphenostylis stenocarpa, 1902 nucleotides long. NCBI's taxonomy places the organism in Eukaryota, Viridiplantae, Streptophyta, Magnoliopsida, Fabales, Fabaceae. The record is from the annotation of a GenBank genome assembly.